CGCCGCUCUCUGACGUCACGCUGUCAGACCUUCUCCAGUCGUGCCUGGCGUGACGCAACGCCUUCCUGUGUCGGGCUGGGCCCCCUGGUCUGACAGGACCCCCCUCUCUCCCCCCCCCUCCCCCCGAGGUGGCCGGCGGUAAGUGACAUCGUUACCUUCCUUACCUGUGACGUCACCCUCGCCCCCCCUCUCUUCCAGGCCGUGACGUGGAGGGUGUGACGUCACAGAGGCAGGGUGAACCCCCCCUUCUCCUGUGAAGCUGCUUUGCAGUGGGGGCGGGGUCAGCAGAGUGCUGAAUGUGGGGGUACAGGGCACCCCAAUGCCUGGAUACCCGUGACGUCAUACUGAAUGACGUCACGCAGCAUUGUCUGCCAUGCUAUGCUGGCCAGUGUGACGUCAUGGACCUCCACGUGACCCCCCCCCCCCAUGCCUUUGGCCAGCCUAGUUUAUGGCUGCUUGUUUAUAUGUCUUGUGAAUAUUGUAAUGUUCUGUUUCUUGGGGUCCUUUUUAUUAUGGUUUUAUAAGGCGCCAACAUAUUCCGCAGCGCUGUACAAUAUAUAAAACUGAGUUGAUUAGGAGAGGCUGCGCUGUGUGUCCCCAGUAGAUUGUGUUUGUUUCUAUCUAUGGUGGUGUGUUUGAGGAGUCCCCAAGGGGUGCUCUUAUCACCUAUAUUAAGGAAACAUUAUAGGGUCAGGAAUACAAACUUGUUAGGUGGAUGUCACCAUUGUGCAGCACUGACUCAGGAAGCACCUCUAGUGGCCGUCUGAGUGACUGCCACGUGAGGUGUUCCUAGGCAGCAAUAGCUGUGUUUGCAGCAAAAAUCCUGCAGGCUAUACACACUAGAAUUACAUUAAGCUAAGCUGUAGUUCUGGUGACUACAGCAUAGGCAACCUUUGGCACUCCAGAUGUUUGGACUACACCUCCCAUGAUGCUUUGCAUUAUGGGUGUAAAAGCAUUGUGGGGGAUGUAGUACACAACAUCUGGAGUGCCGAAGGUUGCCUAUUCCUAAGCAAAUAUGUAUUUGCUUGCUUCUACACUGCUGUAUUUCACUCCUUACAUACUGGAACUGGGCGAUUCCAUCUUGGCACACUGUCACUUAACAUUAUAAAAUUUGCCCUUUGUCUGCCAUUGAGGUUGGUGGUCGAGAAUAAAUCGAAGCAAUGUUUCUAUGCUCAUUUGCAUUGUUUUCCCUGAAUGUUUUUGGUCUGAACUGGCUAAUGUCCAUUGCCCAACUGUUAAUAUAAAUGUAAAGUAACUCUCCCACCCCAUGACAACUUAUCUCUGUGAAGUUAUGUGGAUUGUAAUGCAUGGCUGCCGUUUCAGUUAAAGUUUGAAGUUGGUCCCCUGUCAGCACUGCCUCCUCUGGUUAUUGUUCAAUUCAGGAAUGUUUGCUGUUGUAGUGACAGGCUGACGGUCUCAGGUUGUCACCAGCUGCAAUGGCAAACUUUCCUGGACUGAAUGGUGUUGGAGGAUGCAAAGAGGUUAACUUUGAGGUUAAAAAAACUUUUUAAAAAUAGCUUUUCCCUCAAAAGGAAUACCAUGCCAAAUGACUUCAGCCCACUUUUUUGUAUUUUUUUUUUUUUUUUUAAUACAGCAUUACGUAAUAAAAUAUAUAAAGUUACAGUGGUGUAAUUUUCAGAGAAGUUAUGGUUCCCCUUUAAUGGAACACUCAAAGUGUGCUGUAGUUGUUAUGGUGCCCUGACACCCUCCCCAAUAUAAGUCCUAUUAAUAGAAGUCCUACUAGGUGCUCCGGUUAGCUUUCCUGAGUUAAGACUUACAGAUUGCUCUCGGCCAAUAAGCUAAGCUUUGUGCUGCUGGGCUUAGGUCAUUGAUGAGAGCUUCCAGCUGUAAAGGAGUCAUAGAGCAGCCGACUCCAGGUAAGAACGGUUGUCAAACCAUUGGCAACAAAUUUUAUGUUUGUUCUCUUGGAGAGAGCAAGAGAUUUUACAGUUCUAAAGUCUUCUAUUAUCUAAGCUAAAUGUGCAUUUGUCCUAAAAGACAAAGUCCAGUACUGUAUAGAUUAAAGGUAAUGCUUUUAAAAAUAAAAAAUAAAAAAAAAUUGACACACACUCACAAAGUUACACACCGUGCAAUCUGUUUAAAUCUGCUCUGUCACCUUUUGGCAUAUUUGCAUAUUUUGGUGUGCGGUGGCCUGGAGAUGCAAUGUUUGUGGAUGCAGUCCCCUGUGGGCGUUUGUUUUGUUGUUUUUUUUUUUAUGUGCCUGGUGCUUUGCUUGCCAGGGGCCCACGUCAGUGCUGUACUCAUGCACAUGUAUGAGUACAAUACUGAUAUCUGUGGAAGAUUCAGUGAGACUGCGGGUGCCUCCAUAGACAUUCAGAGAAACUGCUAUGUUUAUAAAUGGGUUAAUCCAGCCUCCAGUGGCUGUCUCUGUAAAAAUCAGUGAGAAGACGCCAGCGUCUAUAGGAAAGCUUUGUGAAUGUGCGCGCGGCUCUUGUCGCGCAUGCGCAUUCAGCUGACGAGGAGAAGGAGAUCUCGGCGCUGGAGAAAGAGGUAAGUUUAACCCCUUCCUCUCCCCAGAGCCCGGUGGGAGGGGGACCCUGAGGGUGGGGGCACCCUCAGGGCACUAUAGUGCCAGGAAAAAGAGUGUGUUUUCCUGGCACUAUAGUGGUCCUUUAAGACCAAUUAUUCCUUAUUUUGUUUUAUGAUGUUCUUUGGCUGUGUUGUAAUUUCAGUGAAAAUCCAACACCGUUAAUAAGGAUUUCAUAAGCAUAUUAUCUUUAUGAAAUUGUAUUUAUUUUUUUAGGGAGGUGGGUUAACAGAUCCGCUAUAAAUUUGUUAAUACUUUGGUCACUAACGCAUCGGUCCUCUGUGUUUUUAACCUAAAUUUACCUUAAAGUUGGAUAAAAUGUACAAUAUGGCAGUAGCAUAAAUUCUGCUUUACUGAAGUAGCUUAAUAUAGGAUAGUAAGUGGUCCCCUAGGAUAGCCCCAAUUUAUGUCAAAUUGGUCCUUUAAUUUCAAUGUAUUUUGGCUUGUUGUCAAAAGUGUGUGUGUGUAUAUAUGUGUACACACACACCAUCCCCCCACUCAUUUCUCCCCCCCCCCCAUUCUUAAUACAUGACCUGAUGCAUAACUAACUAAUCCAUGAGCUAUAUGUCCGUUAUUGUAUAGAGGGGUACAGUCCUGGACAUAGCACUAUAUAAAUAUGGGCCAGGGCAGAGGUUUUGACUCUAUUGCUAGUCUUUUGGUGUAUGCUUGGUUGUUUACAAUACAAUGUUCACCUUUUUGUCCCCCUUUUUUUUUUUUUGCCACAGGAAAUGGGGAUGGAGUUGCCCCCUCCCACCAUGAUAGAGGGCCUUGGUGAUGAGGUGACUGUAGCAGUUGGGAUUUUCAUCUUAUUCUUGGCACUAAUCCUAGCAUGGUUGUCCACUUAUGUGGCAGAAGGGAAUGAUCCACUUCUGGGUAGCCUAAUGCCUAUUGGGCGCAGGGAGCCUGUCCUAGGACUAAGUAACUCAGCUCCUCCCACGCCUGAACCUCAACGUUCUCCAGAGCCUCAAGUGGAAAAACCAGAAGAAGGAGAGCAAGGUUCAGGGGACGAACAGGGUGCAGGCAAUGAUAGUGCCAACCUGGACGAGAUGCUGGAUAUCCAGGCAGUGCCAAACCGUGACCGUUCUGUGCCUCAACAAACGCAUGAGAACAGAGUUGGGCAAGAUGAGGGGCUAGAACAUAGCAGAGACCAAGAGAGUGGACAGGAUCUUGGCAAAGAAGAGGAUGAAAGCUGUAUGCAAGAACUUGGCGUGGAAGAGCAGACCGUGCAAGAAAUUGCUGGGGGACAGGAACUUACAAAAGAACGCGUAGAAGAGCCCCAACCGGAAGAAUUACUUAUCUCAGUUAGACUCAAGUUCUUGAAUGACUCUGAAGAGGUGGCCCUGGUGAGACCCGAUGACACAAUUGGAACUCUGAAAAGGUAAACUUGGAUGGUGUGCUGGGGUUGGAUGGAAGAGGAGAUAACUUAAGAAUACAUCCAUUGUGAUUCGCAGUUAUGUCAAUUCCUAAAUUCUUUUAUGAAAUACUUAUAUUAACUGUAUUAGAAUUUCAGUGAUGGCUAGGGGUGGGAGAGGAGGGGGGAAGCAUAGUCUAUGGAGAUCCCUGCAAUUUAACAGGAUCCUCCUUAGACCUCUGUGUUGUACUCUGCUCAUGCACAAGAGUACAAGACUGAUAUGGAGGACCCACCGGACUAAAUGGCAGUGGCCACGAGGGACAGCUUUGGGUCAGUAAAACAGUUUCCUGUGCACCCACCGGUCACUGCAAAGUGUAGCAAUCACUAUUAGGUGGGGUGGGGGGGUUAGACCCCCAGACAGGGACAGAGCCACUCAGAACACUCUUAAGCAACUGUAAAAUGUAUAUAAUUAAUGAUAACUAGAUUUGCAAGUAAAGCAUUUUUGUAAUCUAUAUAUGUGACAAUUCUUUCCUCUGUGUAUAUUGCUGUUUUUAUUUUGUUUUUUUUGGGGUGGGGGCUUUUGAAUAUGAAUGUUGGUGCUUCAGGUGAGCCUCCAAAUAAACUGAAACAUAUGAGACUUAAUAAAACUGAUGUAUCCAUGUUACUUUGGAAGACGUCGUAGAUCUUUAAUAUAAAAUAAUGAACUUAUUGGAAGGUUGACUUGGGAAGCUCUAGAAACGUCUGAAGUAGAGAAGUUUCUUUUCUAUAAUUCCUUGUUUUACUUUUUCUUUACCCUUUGUCUCCUAAUGCAUUUUCUCUUUAUUUUACCAUUACAGUAAAUAUUUUCCUGGUCAGGAGUCACUGAUGAAGCUUAUCUACCAGGGUCAACUUCUCCACGACUCCUCUCAAACCCUUCGCUCCCUCCACAUUACAGACAACUGUGUUAUUCACUGCCACCGUUCUCAGGCUACCGUCCAGUCCAAUCCAGCUGGCCCUGAGUCAGGGGGGUCCUCUCCAGAACAUGCUGGCCUUGCACCCCCCAUCGGGAACCUGAUGAUCCCAGUCUUUGUGGUUAUGUUGGCUCUGAUCUGGUAUUUCCGGAUCAACUACCGUCAGUUUUUCACUGCGCCUGCCACAGUCUCAUUGGUUGGUGUGACAGUGUUCUUCAGCUUCUUGGUUUUUGGCAUGUAUGGACGAUAAAAUGAAGAGUUGUUCAAUUCAGGUGGAGAGUCACGCAGGACCUUUAGGACUGGUGCAAUUUCAGUACUAUAUGGGGGAACUUAAACAUUAAUUCUGUAUCAGAUCACCAAUGCUCUAUGGGAUUAACUACGCUUAGUCCUGCAAAUUCUUCAUUUAGUUUAUGGAAUAAGCUUCUCAAACUACAUCUAUAUGUUGGAUGACAUCACAUGUGUGAAUGAUACAAAUGUAUCUUCACCCUGUUGAUUGUAGGACACAAUGCUGGCAUUGCGGUCAUGAGCAAGCACUAGUACUUAGUUCACCGUGGCACCACUAGAAGUUAACAGGAGUCACAUAUCCCAUCGGAGAUUCUAUGUUUGGUGGCACAAAGUGACACUAGGUGUGGAAAUGGCCAUUUUCCUUUGUUUCAUGCAGUGAUUUCAUAGGAUGAGGCACGCCAUUCUAUUUCAGGAUAAUACAUUUUGAGGUUUCCUGUAAUACCGGGAUAGUAAUUUAUAAAUACAAUGUUAAUUCCUACACCUAGAGUCAUUUUGUUUUCUGGUCAUUGGUAACAUUGAAGUUCCUCGUUGUACCAUGUGAGCUUCACGCACAAUAUUUUUUUGCCAUUUGAUUUUAAAAAUGUGUAUAUGAUUGGGGUUGUGUUUUGUUUUUUUUAAAUCUUUAUCUAUUAGGUCUUGACUGAAUUCAAAAUAUUACUUCUUUUAACAAGGACAAUAUGGCUAUAUGAGAACAUCAUUCAUAUCAGGCCAAUAUGUAUUUUAUGGUUCACUGACAAUUUAGUAUUGAUUUGCACAUGGUGGUAUAUGCAUAGAUACUCAUAAAAAAAUAAUACAUUUCAUUUGCUCCCUAAAGCUGGAGGCCCAGCUGAGAAGUAUGCAAGCUUCUCCACCACGUGUCCUUUGCUUACCUUAUCUUUGCUGUAGACCGAAUCUAAAAGGAUUGGUUGAGUCUGUCAUAUAUUUAACUCUAAAACGGUUUGAUCCCAAAAAGUUGGAAAUAACAUCACAAAGUCUGCUACUUUCAAACAGGCCAGAAAAGGAAUAUACUUUUACAAAAUCUCUCCUGCAAUCUAUUUUUUUUUUUUUUUAGGACCUGAUAGGGGUGGAAUGAACUGUAGAUAAAGGAAUUGCAACAGUUUGAACUAUGAAGUCAUCUACUCUCUACUGUGCUCCAAGAAUGGGCUGUACUAUUUACAAAUCAACAUUGCAGCGGGAUACAGGCUCAUCUUAUCACCCAACUAUUGGCUGUGAUAGGGUAGAAAGGGAUUGCCUUGGUGUCGUAAAUUCCCUAUACCUAUAUGAAUGAUUAAAUCCUUUUGCUUGAUUAACUAAACUUAGGAAUGAUGAGGCUCACUUUAUUCAUGAACCAUUUGCACCAUUUUAAAUCCUGUUUAUGUUGAAGUAAUUUGGUUUAUGCUAUAGAUAAUUUGAAUGGGAAAAUAACAAUGAUUACAUGGAAGUAUAUUGGUGAUACUGGCACAACAAUAAGUUUUCGAGGGGGUGCACAUGUGAAUGAACCCCUGCAUUCCAUUUGGGGUACACUCUGAGCUCAAGCUUGGGGACCCCCACCAUCCUAUAAUUAUGCCUUGCAGACCAAGAACGUCCCAACUGGAGGUACAUAGCGAUAUCUUGGUAAUGGUGCUCCUUAAAAUGAAUCUAUAAUUUAAAAAAUGUUCGAGAAACUUGUUUGUGUUUCUAAUGUUACAUAAGAAUGCUCUCUGCAUUGUGCGGUAAGAGAGGGACGAAAAAUAGAUUUUAUUGAAUAUGGGGUGGGGGGCAAUUUUAAAGUAACUGCAAGGUCCCUAGCAACAGGACAUUAAGAGGGUUUUUUUUUUUUUUUUUCUUUUAGCAUAGCAGAUAUGGUUUGCUGAAAGUGUGGGGUAAAUUGAUAUAUUUGAGUGCAAAUUAAAAACAUUAUAAAGUUUUUCUCACUUGUAA
Pelobates cultripes (western spadefoot toad) is the source of this 7033-nucleotide messenger RNA. The record is from the annotation of a GenBank genome assembly. Lineage: Eukaryota; Metazoa; Chordata; Amphibia; Anura; Pelobatidae.